AUGGGUUGCGGGUCAAGUAAACCAGAAACGGCGUCUGCCGCUGUUGUCGAUGGCAGUAAAAACAGCGGUAAGGAUGCAUCAUCACCUAAAAGCAACCUACGCGAAUCAGAGAUUAUAAGGCAGAUCCAAGCAGACAGUACUCCAGAUUUGUUGGGUGCCCAUGGCAAAAACGCUCGACCACUUAUGAACAACGCUACAUCCAAGCCACAGCUAGUCAGCCAGUUGAAGGAAACGACCGCUGUCAAGCUUGCCAAAGGUGCUGAUAGGGGUGCAGGUGUGCACCAUUUGAAAAAUGUAUUCGCCGCACCGCUGGAAGAUCUUAAUUCCUUCCAGGCCCCAGUAUUUCCCAAAGGCCAGGCAGAGAGAUCAUUUAUUCAUGAAGCACUCGAACAGAACUUUGUCUUUUCGGCGCUUUCCGACCGGGAGAUGAAAACAAUCAUUGAUGCAUUCGAAAGUUGCAAAAUACAACAGGGUGAUACUUUAAUAAGACAGGGAGACAUAGGUGAUUUCUUUUACAUCAUGAGAGCCGGGAAGGUCCGGUUUGAGCUAGGUGGAAACGUGGUGGGGUAUGCCACAAAGGGCAAGUCAUUUGGUGAGCUUGCCUUGCUAUACACCAGUCCUCGUGCCGCUUCUGUCAUUGCGGAGACGCCUACUACAGUGUAUCGAGUAGAUCAGAAAACUUUUCGGUACAUCAUGCAAUCGCAAACACUACAGGCUGAAGGUGAUAAGAAAAAUCUGUUGCAGGGUAUUACCUUCUUGCAAGACCUGGAUGCUUCCGACCUCAACAAACUUGUACACACAAUGACUCCGCGCAAAUUCGAGGAGGGUGAAUAUAUCGUAAUCAAAGGAGAAGAAGGAGACACAUUCUAUGUCAUCCAAGAAGGGCAAAUCUCUGUCAAGAAUAUUACCAUUGGAUCAAGAGACUACGAGGACCAAGUCCUUGGACCAGGAGAUUACUUUGGCGAAAGAGCCUUGCUAGCAAAGGAGCCGCGAUCAGCAGAUUGCGUUGCCAAUACCAAUGGAAUUGCGCUGACGAUCGACAAGGAAACAUUUGAAAAGGUUGUUGGAAAACUGGCAAUGCUCAUGGUGAAAUCGGAAGAUCGACGAAAGUUGGCUGCUCUACGAAUAUUUCAAACAUCAAAGAUAUCACAACCGACCCUUGCGGCACUCGCCAGUGAAUUCAGAGAUAAGAAGUUUAGCGGCGAAAAAGCGAUCGUAAGGGAAGGAGAAAAGACGACAGCAGCGCUUUACUUUGUGCGGAAGGGAAAAGUCCGUUUGCAAAGUGCUGAUGGCGAAAGAGAUACCAUCAUUGAUGAGGGUGGAUACUUUGGGGAAGACAUGCUGGAAGUCGACGUUGGGGGGCUGAAGAAGAGUUCAAGGACUGUUGCCAAGUACACAGUAACAACAUUCAGUGAUGGUCUUGUUGCCGGUGUGCUUUCAAUUUCGGAUUGUAGGAAAAUUUUUGACACCACAAGGCUGUCAUCUGGAAAGAGUGAAAAGCGCCUUGAUACUGGUGAGCUUGAUAUCGAUCUGGAUCAACUAGUCAAACACGGCAUUUUGGGUGCAGGAACCUUUGGCCAAGUGUGGCUUGUUACCAACUCAGCAAGUCCUGAAGGUCGAACCAAACCAUAUGCUCUGAAAAUCCAGUCCAAACACGAACUUAUCCAAAACCACCAAGCAAAGGGAGUGAUUCAAGAGAAGAAUCUUCUCAAAGAGGUUCGACAUCCAUUCGUCAUUAAUCUUGUGCAAACCUAUCAGGAUAAGCAAUACUUAUACCUACUUCUGGGUGUCGUGCAAGGUGGAGAAUUGUUCAGUUUGAUGCAUCAAACGACGUACGACGGCAUGAGUGAAAAGGAUGCCAAAUUCUACGGUUCAGCUGUUCUUGAGGGCCUUUCGCAUAUUCACAGACAACAGAUUCUCUACAGGGAUUUGAAAGCCGAGAAUGUGCUCAUUGAUAGUACUGGAUAUCCAGUGAUUGUUGAUUUCGGUUUUGCCAAAUAUGUCCCAACCAAAACCUACACACUGUGCGGGACCCCACUCUACUUGGCACCCGAGGUCAUUCUUAAUCGUGGUCAUGAUAAGGGGGCAGACCAUUGGUCUUAUGGAGUUCUAUUGUUUGAAAUGAUUGCAGGGUACACACCUUUCUUUGACGACGGUAUGGAUCAAAUCACUCUUUUCCGAAGAAUCUGCAAAGCUCAAUAUCAAUUUCCACCUGCUGGCGUCAUGUCGAUGGAAGUAGAAGAUCUGCUGCAACGAUUUUUUGUCUUGGAUCCAGCCAAGCGGUUGGGUUCCCUGUCGCGAGGCAUUAAUGAAAUUUACGCACAUCUCUGGUAUGAUUCUGUCGAUUUCGGUGCAAUUCGUCACAAAGAGAUCAAGGCACCAUGGAUACCCGAACUCAAAGAUCCGCUCGACAAAUCAAAUUUUGAAAACUGGGACCACCUGGAAGACAAGACACUAAAGACACAUCCUGCACUGACGCCUGAACAGCAAAAGAUAUUCGAGGACUACUAA
This is a messenger RNA of Cylindrotheca closterium, 2511 nucleotides long. The record is from the annotation of a GenBank genome assembly. Lineage: Eukaryota; Bacillariophyta; Bacillariophyceae; Bacillariales; Bacillariaceae.